UUGUUGGCUUUGGUCGAGCUUUGACUGAAACAACACACAAAAACAACGAGAAGUGCUCGUGAGUGAUCAUUCUACAGCUACAGGGACCCAAAAAUGCAAGAGGCGAGUGUUUACACUCCGCAUCGCAUUCUGGUGACUGGCGGUGCUGGGUUUAUAGGGAGCCAUGUGUGCGCGUUCUUGCUUCGAGAGUACCCGCAGUACCGCGUCGUCUGCUUGGACAGCCUGGAGCCCUGCGCGUCAUUGAAAAACCUCGACGCGGCAUUCGAGUUUGGCGGACCACAGCCCAUCACCGCUGCCGCCAGUGCAUGUCUGGAUGGCGUUUCAGAGCCCUUGCCAUCGUUGUUGCUUGAUGAUGGCGCGGCGCAUGGAGCGCGAGGAGAGCAAAAUCGCCUGCAAGACCGCUCAAAACCGCCCGCUAUCAAUGCCUCUUCUACCGCUCCCAGUCCUGCAGUCUCGCUCGCAACGCCCGUCAAGCAGGCCAAUCCAUCGCAAACGCUUGGUAGUUUGACUCCUCCUCCGCCGCGUUUCCGAUUCGUGCGAGGAAGCAUUGAAAAUGUUCAACUCCUCCAACAGCUGUUUGCAGACGAAGCAUUCGACACGGUGCUCCACUUUGCAGCGCAGUCGCACGUCGAUUUGUCGUUCGGGAACUCGUUAAAGUUCACCCAGACAAACGUCUUGGGUACGCAUGCGUUGAUUGAGUGCGCGCGGCUGGCCGGCGUCAAGCGCUUCAUUCACGUCUCCACGGACGAGGUGUAUGGCGCGACUGCCGUUGGCCACGCCCAUGCGCCAGAGGAGCAGCUUCCCGAUCCAACAAACCCGUACGCGUGCUCCAAGGCUGCAGCUGAGCUUGUGGCAAAGUCAUACAUGAUGUGCUUUGGCAUGCCCAUCAUCAUUACGCGCAGCAACAACGUUUAUGGCCCAGGUCAAUUUCCCGAGAAGGUUGUACCAAAGUUCAUUCUGCGUUUGCUUCGCGGAGAAAAGUGCUGCUUGCAUGGAGACGGAUCUGCUCUCCGAACGUACUUGCACGUUGAUGACGUCUGUGCGGCCUUCGACGUUGUGCUGCACCGCGGACAUGGCGGUGAAAUUUACAACUUUGGCUCUGACGACGAGCUCUCCAUCCGUGACUUGGCCAAAACCCUUGUCCGCCAGAUCCGGCCCGACUGCGAUUGCGAUGAAUGGAUUGAGCAAGUCGACGAUCGUCUCGUGAAUGAUCGCCGGUAUUCCAUCAGCUCGGCAAAACUCGCCGCCCUGGGCUGGGUUCCGCGUGUGGGCUUUCUAGCUGGACUGCAAAGUACUAUUGACUGGUAUCGUCAGCACAUCCUGGAAAACCACGAACCUUACUGGUCCGACUUUGAGCUUGCGUUGCAGCCGCAUCCGACGCUGACCAGUGAUUCGAAUGGGAAAAACGUGUUGUAGCCUUUAUUUUAUUUGUUUUUCCG
Molecule: messenger RNA, 1439 nt
Organism: Capsaspora owczarzaki ATCC 30864
Lineage: Eukaryota; Filasterea; Ministeriida; Capsasporidae
Product: NAD dependent epimerase/dehydratase
Exons: 4
Coding region: 94-1416 (440 amino acids)
Source: RefSeq, a predicted model, not a curated record